AUCCCGAUUUCAAAUGCUUUUGAAGUAGUUGAGCCAUCUUAAAGUUGAAGGACGAAACAAAAGCGCGUAAUAUAUUUUCCUGGAACAUAUAAAUGUGUGACUCUUUUGCGUGCCAGCUGUUAUGUGUGUGUAUCUUUCAAGCAGACUGAUGUUAUUAAAUUAACCGCAUUUAAGUUGACAAAACAUGGGUUGCGUGGAGUUUCUUGCAGUUCUGGGAUCUUCGAUUCUCUUAGUUCUUACCUUCCCCUUCUCAAUUUUUUGGUGUUUCAAAGUCGUCAAAGAAUUUCAAAGAGCCGUUAUUUUCCGUUUGGGAAGAUUAAGAUCUGGAGGUACUAGAGGACCCGGUAUAUUUUUCAUCCUACCAUGUGUCGAUACUUAUAUCAAAGUCGAUCUAAGAACAAUUUCCUUCGAUGUUCCACCACAAGAGAUUCUUACCAAAGACUCCGUCACAGUAAAAGUAGACGCUGUGAUUUAUUACAAAAUUCAAGAUCCGCUACUUUCUGUGGUCCAAGUAGAAAAUUACAGCAAAUCCACAAAACUUCUUGCAAUGACAACUCUUCGAAACAUUUUGGGAACACGAAACUUAUCAGAUGUUUUAUCAGAUCGUGAAACUAUAUCUCAUGUUAUGCAAACUAGCCUAGAUGCAGCUACGGGUCCCUGGGGAGUAAAGGUAGAGAGGGUUGAAAUAAAGGAUGUGAGGUUGCCGGUGGAAUUGCAGAGGGCUAUGGCGGCUGAAGGUGAAGCCUCUCGUGAAGCUAGAGCUAAGGUCAUAGCAGCUGAAGGUGAGAUGAAAGCUUCUAGAGCGUUAAAAGAAGCUGCUGAUGUUAUUAGUGAGUCCCCAUCAGCCUUGCAGUUGCGGUACCUCCAGACGUUAAAUAAUAUAGCAGGAGAGAAAAAUUCAACUAUCAUAUUCCCCUUACCAAUAGAUCUUCUGUCACAGUUUUUAAGUUUUGGUAACAGAAAUUAUUAAUUCAUCUCAAGAAAAAUGCCUUUUAUUAGUGGAAAAUUGCAUUUAAGCAUUACGGCUUAUCUAACAUAUGUAUUUAGAGUUAGUUCAUUUCGAUCUUUUUUAGUGUUUGAUAUCAUUUUUCUUAAAUAACUU
Molecule: messenger RNA, 1102 nt
Organism: Zophobas morio
Lineage: Eukaryota; Metazoa; Arthropoda; Insecta; Coleoptera; Tenebrionidae
Product: stomatin-like
Exons: 7
Coding region: 185-970 (261 amino acids)
Cellular component (GO): plasma membrane
Source: RefSeq, a predicted model, not a curated record